AUGCCGGGCAGAGAUUCAAAACGUAGUCAAUAUGGCAAUUAUGGAUAUGCUAAUGGCCGAGGUGGUGGUGGUGGUGGUGGUGGUGGUGCGCCACGUAAUCAUGUAAUACCAACGGAACCUCCAUAUACCGCUUAUAUUGGUAAUGCACCUGAUUCAAUGGUACAAGGUGAUUUUGAAAAGCACUUAUUUACUGGAAUGAAAGUUAAACAAGUUCGAUUAGUUCGAGAUCGGCAAACAGAUCGAUUUCGAGGUUUUGCUUAUGUCGACUUCGAAGAUGAAGAAUCAUUACGUCGUGCUAUUGAUCUAGAUGGAACUUUCAUUAACGAUCGUCCGAUUCGAAUUGAUGUCGCUGUUCGACCAUUAGGUGGAGCAAAAAACGAAGGGUUUCGUAAUAAACCUGGUUUUGAAUCUCACGAUAAUCGUCGUGUUCAAUCCGGAAAUAACAAUGACAAUCGAUCUAAUGAUAGAUUUCGUCCAGGUGGCCGUCGUAAUUAUAAUCAAGGAGAAAAUUUUCAACACACCGCCGAUGGUCAUAAUCAAGAUGAAUCGUAUGGUGGACGAAACUAUCAUUCAUCAAAUUCCGAUAAAAAUCAUGAACGUUAUCAACAAAAAGCAUCUAAUGAUGAUGUUUUUAUUGCACUGGACACACCAGCAUCGAGUGAAGAUGUUACUGAUCAAACACCAAAUGAUCAAAAUACAUCAAUAACUCGACAAACAAGUCGUAAUUGGGCCGAUUGUCCAAUCGAUGAGACAACUACUGAACAACCAUCAUCACCACCACCAAGUGCUGAUAAUACAUUUAGUGGUGAUGAUUUUCAAGUCGUUCGUAAUAAAAAUCCAAAGACUCGUAUGAAUCAGCAAACAGCAUCACGCCCUAUGAAUAAUCAAUAUGGUCGUGGUCGUAAUAAUGUUAAUGAUCGUCGUGGAGGACCGCCACAAAUGACUGGUGGGCGUAAUUAUUAUGAACAAAAUCCAGCUCAAUACAUGAACCAACAUCAACAACAAUCGUAUCGCCAUCAACAACAAGGACCUUCACAAAGUCAUAUGGGCUCAUCAUAUCGUACGAAUAAUAAUAAUACUAAUUAUGAUAAUAAUAAUCGAAAUCCACCAUCAUCUGAGUCGCGACAAAGAUUAAAUUCUAAUAGAUCAAAUACUAGUCGAACUCAAAAUGAUAAUAGCGAACGUACGAAAACAGGAACUAGUGAAAGUUCAAAUGAUAUUAAUAAUAAUUCAGCAUCAUCUGAAAAUCGACCACGUUUGCAAUUGUUACCACGUUCACAAAAAGCCUCAUCGUCAACCGAUGAAGCUCCAACGUCGGAACCCGCAGGACGAAAUUCAAAUAUUUUUGGUUGUGGUAAACCGCGUGAUGAACGUGAUCCAAAAGUAGCUGAAUUAAACAAACAUAUUGAGGAAGUCGUUGAAAAAGAACAACAUAUACCUCGAACCCAAUCGACUACAUCAAAUGGAUCAGUUGAUGUUGUCGCCAAGCCGGUGCGAAUUUUAACGGCAGCAAAGGAAUCAUUAGUUGGCCAUUGA
Messenger RNA from Rotaria socialis, 1536 nucleotides. The record is from the annotation of a GenBank genome assembly. Lineage: Eukaryota; Metazoa; Rotifera; Eurotatoria; Philodinida; Philodinidae.